Hepatospora eriocheir is the source of this 567-nucleotide messenger RNA. The record is from the annotation of a GenBank genome assembly. Lineage: Eukaryota; Fungi; Microsporidia; Hepatosporidae.
AUGCUUUCAAAUUAUAAGAUGGGUUCAAAGAUACACGUAUUUGGAAUGCAGUUAUUAUUAGAAAAACCUACCGAUAUUUUAGAAAUUAAAGAUGAUUUCUGUCCACUAAAAUUAUCAUUUAACGGUAUUAAAAUUUGUAACACUAAAACCCCACUUGGCAAAAGUAAAAAAAUAUCAUUUUUAAACAAAAUAAGGAAUAUUCAAAUUAAUGGAGAUGUUGUUAGUUGUUUAAUUGUUAAAGUUGAAAAAAUAAUAGAAGAUAAAUUUUUAAUUAUAAUUGAUAAUUAUAGAAAUAGAGUUGAUGAUAUUGAAAAAGAGAUGGAAAAGGUAUUGGAAUUGGCUCGUAAAGCUAAAAAAGUUAUUAGAAAUGAGGAAGUUAUUAUUAAGAGGUAUGUGAAGAUGAAAGUAUCUGAUGACACCGGUGAAUGUUUACUUACUUGGUGGAAUCCACCAGAAAUUAUUAAGAUUGGUUAUACAUUUCAGUUUGUAUAUUUAAUUCCAUAUUUAAAUUCAAUGGGUCUCCACUUAAAUACAACUAGAAAAACUUAUGCUAUAAAGAAAAAAUAA